This is a messenger RNA of Silurus meridionalis, 9456 nucleotides long. It is a transcript of the gene rapgef2b, whose product is annotated as Rap guanine nucleotide exchange factor 2b. NCBI's taxonomy places the organism in Eukaryota, Metazoa, Chordata, Actinopteri, Siluriformes, Siluridae. Gene Ontology annotation, molecular function: protein binding; guanyl-nucleotide exchange factor activity. The record is from RefSeq and is a predicted model, not a curated record. Bases 935 to 5752 code for a protein of 1605 amino acids. Gene Ontology annotation, biological process: positive regulation of ERK1 and ERK2 cascade; small GTPase-mediated signal transduction. The transcript is spliced from 31 exons.
UUAGCUGGUGAUCCAGUUUCUCUCCAAGGUGUUCAGUGGGGUUGAGAUCAGGGUUCUGUGCAGGACGUUCAAGGUUUUGGCGCAUCGUCAUGCAAGAACAUACGUUUUAUUAUAUACCACGUGCUUCCAAUUUGCAGUGCGGUGACGCUUCAGAGGGUCUGAUGGUCAGGUGUUUACAUAUUAUGGGAAAUUUUGUUAGGGCUCCAAAAUGCAUUUUUGAGAGCUCUUCAGCAGGAGGUUGGAUGAAGCAGGGUUGAGACUGUAGUUGUAUGCAGUGCUCGGUGGAUGGCAGCACAGCUCAGCAUUGUUCCGCUCCUGUUUAUGGUGCACCUCCCAGGUCUCGCCCAUUCUGCGCGCUCCCGUGCGAUCGUGCGCGUUCACGGUACGCAGCCGGUCACCAUGGUUAGUGGGAAACACACACACACACGCACACGCACAUACAACAGUGUGUCACUUUUGUAAGCAACUGAAUUAAGCGUGCGCGCACACACACACACGCACGCGCGCUGUUUGACGCUUUCGCGGAACAGAACCGAAACCCGACCCACGGGUGGAUCUUUUCUCUUUCUCCCCUUGGAGGCGUCGUGAAAUCCGCGGAUCGUGGGCACGGUGUAGUCGGGAGGGAAAUGCAUUUAAUGCUUUGUGCAAAAAGAAGAAUAAGCGCACCGGGAUUUUUUCCACGCGUUAAUUUGGACAGGUAAAGGUGUGCCACUGUGGGCUUUCUUUUUUUGCAGGGGGGUUUUUGCUUCCUUCUUUGUCGGAUCGAGAGACUGAGACACAGAGAGAGGCCCGGGGGGGCGCAGCAGGCCGUGUCCCGGGGAAGGAGCCUCCACACGGGCUGACACGCACGGACACACCGCGCUGAUUCCCGGAAAUUCUUUAAUUCAUAAUUUUUUUCCACUUGUUUUUUUUUCAUCUUUUUGCUUCGGAGACAAUGGCGUCGUACGUGGACAACAGCUUUCGGCAGGCGGUGAUGCUGAACCCGGCUGAGAGGACGCAACAGGAUUUGGAGAUUGUGUAUUCGUAUUUACACGGCAUGGAGGCCCUGUCCAAUCUAAGAGAACAUCAACUCAGGAUGAUGUGCGAAACCGUGCGUUAUGAACGACACGAAGCAAAUGAAGUUCUUUACUAUCCGGAUGACAUCGGCAGCUGCUGGUACAUCCUGCUCUCGGGCUCCGUGUUCAUCAAAGAGUCCAUGUUCCUGCCCAGAUCCAGUUUUGGAAAGCGUUCCGCCGGGAGCUUACGUCGCGGAUGCGAGUGUAUCGUUCUGGAGCCGUCCGAAAUGAUCGUGGUGGACUAUAUGGAUGAGAAUGAGGAGUAUUUUCAGCGCCAGGCUUCGCAUCGUCAGUCCAGGAGGAGAUUCCGCAAAAUCAACCAGAAGGGUGAAAGGCAGACCAUCAUCGACACGGUGGAGCCGUACCAAGCGGGCAAGCCGGCCAUAACACGCGGAUACCACACAGAAUGCGUUAAACCUCAGCUCCCAGCGGACUUCAGCAGGCUACACCUGGCUGACGGGAUCCACCCGCAGGUGACCCACGUCUCCUCCAGCCUUUCAGGAUGUAGCAUCACUAGUGACUCCGGGAGCAGCAGCCUGUCCGACAUCUACCAGGCCACGGAGAGCGAGCCCGGUGACAUGGACCUGAGCGGACUGCCCGAGACGGCCGUCGACUCCGAAGAGGACGACGAUGAGGAAGACAUCGAACGUGCCUCCGAUCCGCUUAUGAGCCGAGACAUUGUUCGUGAUUGUCUGGAGAAAGACCCCAUGGACCGCACAGAUGAUGACAUCGAGCAACUGCUCGAGUUCAUGCACCAGCUGCCGGCUUUUGCGAACAUGACGAUGUCGGUGAGGAGGGAGUUGUGUGCCGUCAUGGUGUUCGCCGUCGUGGAGCGAGCUGGAACCAUCGUCCUUAACGACGGCGAGGAGCUGGACUCGUGGUCGGUGAUCCUGAACGGCUCGGUGGAAGUGACGUACCCCGACGGUCGCACCGAGAUCCUCUGCAUGGGCAACAGUUUCGGUGUCUCACCCACCAUGGAGAAGGAGUUCAUGAAGGGAGUGAUGAAGACCAAGGUGGACGACUGUCAGUUUGUGUGUAUAGCGCAGCAGGACUACUGCUGCAUCCUGAACCAAGUGGAGAAGAACAUGCAGAAGGUCGAGGAGGAGGGGGAAAUCGUCAUGGUUAAAGAACAUCGGGAGCUCGAUCGCACUGGCACCAGAAAAGGACACAUCGUCAUCAAGGGCACGACCGAGCGCCUGACCAUGCACCUGGUAGAGGAGCACUCAGUGGUGGACCCCACUUAUAUUGAGGACUUCCUGCUUACCUAUCGCACCUUCCUGUCCAGCCCCAUGGUGGUAGGCAGGAAACUGCUGGAAUGGUUCCAUGACCCCAGCCUCAGGGACAAGGUUACACGGGUAGUCUUGCUGUGGGUAAACAAUCACUUCAACGACUUUGAGGGCAACCCCGAAAUGACGCACUUUCUCGAAGAGUUUGAGAACAAUCUGGAGAGGGAGAAAAUGUUUGGGCACUUAAGACUGUUAAACAUAGCUUGCGCCGCCAAAGCCAAGCUGCGAGUGGUAACUCUGACUAAGCCGUCACGCGAGGCUCCUCUGGCCUUCAGCCUGCUCGGUGGCUCAGAGAAGGGCUUUCGUAUCUUCAUUGAGAACGUGGAACCAGGCAGCAAAGCUGCAGAAGCGGGCCUCAAACGUGGAGAUCAGAUCCUGGAGGUAAACGGGCAGAACUUUGAGAAUGUACAGCUGUCCAAAGCAAACGAGAUCCUGCGCAACAAUACACAUCUGUCUAUUACUGUGAAAACUAAUCUCCUGGUGUUUAAAGAGCUGCUGGCUCGACCCGAGCACGAGCAAGAACCUGACCACGAUGAAGAGCUGGACAGGAAGAACGGCGCUCCUCAUAUCCCCAAAAUUGGGGAUAUUAAGAAGGCAAGCCGUUACUCUAUCCCUGAUCUGGCUGUGGAUGUGGAGCAGGUGAUGAGUCUGGAGAAAGCAAGCAAAAAAGCCAAGGCCAACACAGUGGGUGGAAGGAACAAGCUCAAGAAGAUCUUUGAUAAGACACUGACGAGUAUUCUUCCGCCCAAGCCAUACAAUGAUGUUGGUGUUGGCCAGUCGCAGGACGACAGCAUUGUUGGAAUGAAGCAGUCGAAACAGAUCCCUCCUGCUCUCCCGGUCAGCGGAAAUUUAUCGUCCAGUAACCCUGACUUGCUGCAGUCUCACCAUCGGAUUCUCGACUUUAACAACCAGCCAGAACCCGUCCCUAAUAACAUGUCGGACCAGGUGCUGCGUGUCUUUAAAGCUGAUCAGCAGAGUCGUUACAUUAUGAUCAGCAAGGACACUACGGCGAAGGAGGUCGUGGCUCAGGCCAUCCGGGAGUUCGCUCUGACCGCCGCCCCCGAAGCUUAUUCACUGUGCGAGGUGUCCGUCACCCCCGAGGGGGUCAUCAAGCAGCGGCGGCUUCCUGAGCAGCUCUCAAAACUGGCAGACCGAAUCCAGCUCAGCGGGAGGUACUACCUGAAGAGCAACAUGGAGACUGAGACGUUGUGUUCAGACGAGGAUGCCCAGGAGCUUUUGAGAGAGAGUCAGAUCAGCCUGCUGCAGCUAAGCACGGUGGAAGUGGCCACGCAGCUCUCCAUGCGUGCCUUCGAGCUCUUCUGCGCCAUCGAGCCCACAGAGUACAUUGAUGACCUCUUCAAGCUGCGGUCCCGCUCACCUGGACCUUCCAGCCUCAAGCUCUUCGAAGAGUCUAUAAACCGAGAGACCUUCUGGGUGGCCACCGAAGUGCUGAGGGAACCCAACCAGCUAAAGCGAAUGAAGAUCAUCAAGCAUUUCAUCAAGAUCGCCCUGCACUGCCGUGAAUGCAAGAACUUCAACUCCAUGUUUGCCAUCAUCAGUGGUCUCAAUCUGGCACCCGUGUCCAGACUGCGAGGAACUUGGGAGAAACUUCCUAGCAAGUACGAGAAGCUCUUCAGUGACCUACAAGACCUGUUUGACCCAUCCAGAAACAUGGCCAAGUACCGAAACGUUCUCAACAGCCAGAACCUGCAACCACCAAUAAUCCCUCUCUUCCCAGUUAUCAAAAAAGACCUCACUUUCCUCCAUGAAGGCAACGAUUCAAAGGUGGACGGCUUGGUGAACUUUGAGAAGCUGCGCAUGAUUGCUAAAGAGAUCAGACACGUAGGUCGGAUGGCAGCUGUCAACAUGGACCCAGCGCUGAUGUUCCGGACCAGGAAGAAGAAGUGGAGGAGUUUGGGCUCACUGAGCCAGGGCAGUGCCAAUGCAGCUGUACUGGAUGUGACUCAGACAGGUGGGCAUAAGAAGCGUGUGAGGCGGAGUUCCUUCCUAAAUGCCAAGAAGCUCUACGAGGACGCGCAGAUGGCACGCAAGGUCAAGCAGUACCUGUCGAACCUCACGCUGGAGACCAAUGAGGAGAGCCUGCAGACGCUGUCUAUACAGUGUGAACCCUCUAUAAGUACAUUACCGAAGAGCUCAGGGGACAAGAAGCGGCCAGAUACCUCGCCUGUGGUGGCGCGAGCAGCUUUGCACCCACGCCAGCAGCUUCAGAAAUCCAACCAGGCCCUGCAGGUGCCCUCUGUCGCCCUCUAUCCGUCCCGCAAGAAGGUGCCUGUGAAAGACCUGCCGCCAUUUGGCAUGAAUUCUCCACAGUCCCUGAAGAAGAUACUGUCUUUGUCAGAGGAGGCAGCUGAGAGACACAGGAAACUGACAGAUGAUGCUGUGUCUAGCACGUCGUCCCCUCCUACAUCUCCUCGAAGCUCCCCAAAGAAAGGCUUAGGAAGAGCAAGUGAUAACCUGUCCGACUCCGGCCACAGUGAGAUCUCUUCUCGAUCCAGCCUGGUCAGCACUUCCUCCCUGGACAUGGGCCAGGAUGAGCGGCGUCUCCGCUACGCACACGGGGUCAGCGACGGUCACACCGUCGUUCAUGGAGGUCACCGGCUUGAGCGUCGGGCCACAGCUGACCCAGACCAGUACAGUCUUGGCUCGUACUCAUCGGUGCAGGACUGGCGCGGUAUGUAUGCUAACACGGCCAUACCUUCAUCUCCGAGUUCAGAGGAGUUGAGUCAGGAGCAGGGCGACCGUGUGUCCUUGGACGCUGCGGAUUCGGGACGAGGCAGCUGGACUUCCUGCUCUAGCGGCUCACAUGACAGCAUCCAGGCGAUGCAGCAGGGCAGGAGUUGGGAGGCACUGGCUGAGGGGGCGGGGAUGUGGGCCGGACGAGGCAGCUGGGCGUCGACCUCGUCGUGCUCGUCAUCGUCGGCGGCGUGCUGGGGAGACGAGUCCGAGGGAGACACGGGGACAAUCAAGCGGAGAGGCGGGAAAGACGUGGGCACCGACCCUGACACCUGCAGCAUCACUUCUACAGGAUCAGAGGAGUCUAAACAGCAGAGCCGCCGGCCGUCUCCCAUCACCGCCGGCACAACCAAGAGCAGCCUGCCACGUAAAGACGGCCGGUACCGUGAUCCCCCUCCUACUCCCCCCGGCUACACGGCUCUGUCCAUCUCUGAGGUGACGGAGGGGACGACGCACACGUCCAGGAGGCCCCCGGACUACACCACAGCGCUCCAGCGCUCCCGCCUCGUCACCCACUCGCCUAAACCGGGGACCGAGCAUGAGGGCGAGGACGAGGACGAGGAGGAAGAGGUAGAGGAGGAGGGUGAGUGCUUAUCUCCCAAACUCAGAGAUCAGAGGAGGAGAGGGCCACACACAGCAGUGCCCCCCAGGCCAUGAGUCACACACACCACCAUGGCAGGCAGAGGAUGAGCAGGUGUCCGCCGUGUGAGCAGACGCCACUUUCCGUUCGGCUCUUGCUGCAGUGACCGAAGGCCUCGCGAAGCUCGUCAAAGGCAGACGGACAGUCAGAGCAACCAAUCAUCACCUCGAUGCCACUGCCUGUCUCUCUUCUGAUUGGUGGAUUCAUCUCCCUUCUCUGCCUUAAAGCGUCAUGAGGGGUCACCCUGCAUGCUAAAAAAAAAUACUGUGAAGAAAAGACGAGAACGUUCAGAAACGACGAAAUUAUCUGGCACUUUGAAAAAAACAAAACAUGAAUUAUUUAGCUUAAAGUAGUGAAAAAUUAAAGGAGAACACGAACCUGAAUUCAAAACGAACACACAGCGGUGCGACAUUCACACAAAGACACGACUGCCAUUGCCGGUCACAGAUAAAUCGAUUUUCCUCCCUUUCUUCACACAUCCUCACACACUUUUUCUUUUCUCAUCUGCACUUUUUUGGUAUGUUUUCUAAGAACAAAAUGCACAUGGUCUUCUCAGACUUCAUCAUCUCUACUGGAACACACAUUACUACCAGGCGAAAAUGAGAACAUGUAGGGAAGAAAAACUCGACACUCAAACGCUUUAUGAGAAUCGGUGUUCAUCUGUACAAUAUGCGUGUCACUGUUGCAGUAUUAAUUGAGCGUUUGAGGUUGGUGAAUGCUGGAGAAACGGAGCUACACACCGCAAGGAUAAAAUGAAGCACGCUGGCGUGAUUCUGCCAAUUGGGCGCAUCUUUAAGUCUUUUACUACCUACACAGCACCCUGCUUCAAUUCCUAGGGUGCUCUGUCAAUGGAGAGAUUUCCUAAUUUGUGAUUUCGCUUUUGUAAAUGUCAUGGGGAAAUGGCAGGUCCAGACUGAGGGCUGAACUCAUCAGGAUCCUUGAGAUGUGGUCGGUUCGUCUGCUACAGCGCGUUAUAGGAGUAGAACCGAAAACUGCGUGGAUCUCAGAAACGAAUCGGCAAAAGCUAACACACAGGCAAGGCUUUGUAAAUCUCUGAUCAGUCCAUAUCCCAGUCAUCAGUGUCAGUUGUAAAGGACCGUAAAGGUGACACCAAGCACCAGAACCCUAAGGUUAUGAGGGGAACCUAAGAACGUAAGAGGAUAUGAAACCAACACAUAAGCUGGCACCAGGAUUCCAAAGGCAAAGUUAAAAACAAUCCUAGGUUACAGUUUUCAUUCCCGCCCCAUUUGAACCAUUUUGUGUCCUAAAUCAGAGGAGGAAUCUGAUUGAUUCCCAUUUCCCCUGUUUUUUUUUACUCUAGAAUUCCUUACCAAUUUUCUGCAAAUUUACAUGGACAUGGGGAGUAGCUUUGUGCAGGAACCCAAAGACAUGACCUUCAUUCAUUUUAUUUCACUUCAGGAGGUUUUGUUCCUGCCCCAUUCCCUCUUAGGCGAGAAGGCAAGAUAUUUGUCCUAGGCAUUAUGUAAAGAAAACAAAAAAAGAAUAAAAAAAAACGUAGCUGGCUGCAGUAAUUCCGGAGGCAAGUCUUAUCUUAGGGUUUUUAUUCUUGCCCCAUUGCAUGUGAAAGGCAAGAGCUUUUGUUUCAGUCCUGUGUAAAUGAAGUGAGUAGAAUUGACUUCCCCUGACUUGACUUGAAUCCCAGUCAGCUCCCUCCCGUUUGAAUAAUUCUGUACAGUUUUUUUAGGGUACAGAGUUGCUGCAGUAAUCCACUGGCAAAGUUUUUUUCCUGCCCUUUUCCAAACUCUUGGGGAGAAGCCCAGAGCUUUGUUUGAGGGUUCGGUGUAAAUUGAGGGACCCUUUGUCUCCGGCCUUGAAUCCAACUUUCCUUGGGAAUAUUCUUUCUUGCCCCUAUUUUAUCCACUUUUGAAGGGAAAUCCAGACACCAUUCUUCACUUGUACUUAACAUUGUCACUCACUAUUACAAAACAUAUUUAAGUAGAUUUAAGGUUAUAAGGUUGUUAUUCACAUACAGUAAUCCUGUGACUGGGUGUUUCACCCCCCUGCACCAUCCCAUCCCAUCACAUCCCAUUUUAGAUGUAAGUCAAGACCUUUGUUUUAACACUGGUGGUUGAUCCACUCUAUUAUCCAUAGUCAUUCCAAGAAAAAAGGGGGGUUCUGAGGUCAUAAAAUCGUUCUAAUCCACAGUAAUCCUGGCCUUUUUUCCCUGCACUAUCCCACCAUUUGGAAGGAAGGCAAGAACGUAUGUUUAACACUGGUGCUUGAAACCAUUCACUCAUUCCCUUUUGUUGGAAUCUUCACGGGUUGCCCCAGUACCUGAUUAUUGCGACCUAGGGGCAAGUUGGACGAAAUGCCAUGAGUUGCCUAUCAGAGUGGACUAUAGGCUGAAAAACUCUGGAAUCGAUCAGACCAUUUUUAGCGGGUCAAUCUCUCGUACGAAGUCUCUAAACAAACUUGUUUUACUGUUUGAAAUCGAUCUGACGGAUUUAUACCAAGAGUGUACCGUGGGUGACCGGUCUGAACCGCUUUAAACCGACUACCUGUGGUAUAUAGAGACCACCAUCAAGAUAAAAAAAAAAACAAAAAAAUGUCCAGCCAGUGAAGCUCCCACUUGACUGGGCGCUCCUUCCAUUCUGAUGCGGUCUUUGAGGUGCUACGUAGGUUUUAUGAGGACUUUAACAUACUUGUGCCACCCUGCACACAAAGAAGGGAUCUGGAUCAGUGCUCAAGGACUUAUAAACAUGUUUCGGAGACUCCGGUGGUGAAGUAACGAGUACCGGGCCGAAGGCUGCCAAGUCGAACUCAACCGGUGAGAAGUCACGUUUUAUCGUUUAUUUUAAAUCACUGAGUUAAGCUGAUCACAUUGAUCAGUAGUUUAGGACUGAUAUUCUUUGAGCAAGGGUGAGGGAAAAAAAAUAAAAGAUUGCAGUGUUUUCCACUGUACCCUGUAAUAUUAAUCACGUCGACAUUUCUUUCUCUUCUUGCUGUAAUUUUUUUCUUUGUUUUUUUGUAAUGGUUGCCGUCGUUAAACAAAACAAACAAAAAAAAAAGAUCACAUUUGUAAAACAGUGGUUAUAUAAAGCAUUCACCUCCAUUUGAAUUUUUGGAACUUGUCAUGCUUUUCUCCGGCGAGCCGAGUGGAGUCCUCUAUUGAAACAAAAAAACAAAAAAACACAAAAAAAGUUGCACAAACUGUACAAGCAUAAGAUAAAUCGUAGUAGUUAGCACUGCUACUCUGUUCAAUGUGUGAUGUCAAGUGAGAAGUGUACAUUUAGCUGGUGAAGAUUCUCUCAUUUUUGACUACUUUUACCUGUACGUCUUUUACAAAGACAAUUGGUGGAGUAUGUAUCGGUUGUUUUUUUUUUUUUUUUUUUUUUCUUUUCUUUUUGUUUUUGUAUUUUUAAUACAAUAAUUGUAAAUAUUGGUUAUAUUUUUGUUGAACUGUAGAAAUGUACUAUGUUUAUGCCUCAACAUCCAGUUUAUAUGAAGCUGGAAAUCAAUAAAUGCGAGCAAAAGAAAUCGACUUGUAGGUUUCAAAUGCACUUUUUUGUUGUUUUUUCUUCUCCCCGUCAACGCAUUCUCUUUGGAAAAUUGUUACUUUAAAUGGCACCGUCUAAUGUUUGCACAAGAUGAGACGUAAGAUAUAAACUUGAAAUGUGUAUCUGAUGUUUUUUUGUUUGUUUGUUUUUUUGUUUUUUUUUACUGACAUCUGUCAGAAUGAAUAAAAAGACACUGAUGCCUA